AUGGAUGAUGAUGCAGAAACUUACAAGCUGUGGCGAAUUCGCAAAACAGUAAUGCAACUUUGUCAUGAUCGCGGUUAUUUAGUAACACAAGAUGAAUUGGAUCAGACGUUAGACCAGUUUAAAGAACAGUUCGGAGAUAAACCUAGUGAGAAAAGGCCGGCAAGAAGUGACUUAAUUGUCCUUGUUGCUCACAAUGAUGACCCAACAGACCAGAUGUUUGUAUUUUUCCCAGAUGAACCUAAAAUAGGCAUUAAAACAAUUAAAACAUACUGUACUAGGAUGCAAGAAGAAAAUAUUCAUAGAGCUAUUGUUGUGGUACAAGCAGGUAUGACACCAUCUGCAAAACAAUCACUUGUGGACAUGGCUCCUAAGUAUAUUCUAGAACAAUUCUUGGAAUCCGAAUUACUAAUCAACAUAACAGAACAUGAAUUGGUGCCAGAGCACAUUGUGCUGACCCCAGAUGAAAAAUCCGAACUCUUGACGAGAUAUAAAUUGAAGGAGAACAUGUUGAUGAGGAUACAAGCUGGUGAUCCAGUAGCAAGAUAUUUUGGCCUGAAGAGAGGACAGGUGGUGAAAAUUAUUCGAUCAUCAGAAACUGCCGGACGAUACAUUUCCUAUAGAUUAGUAUGUUAA
Messenger RNA from Arctia plantaginis, 633 nucleotides. Lineage: Eukaryota; Metazoa; Arthropoda; Insecta; Lepidoptera; Erebidae. The record is from the annotation of a GenBank genome assembly.